Gastrolobium bilobum is the source of this 375-nucleotide messenger RNA. RefSeq lists its product as uncharacterized. The coding region runs from base 1 to 375 and encodes 124 amino acids. The record is from RefSeq and is a predicted model, not a curated record. The transcript has 2 exons. NCBI's taxonomy places the organism in Eukaryota, Viridiplantae, Streptophyta, Magnoliopsida, Fabales, Fabaceae.
AUGAAGAAGGUAAUGAGAAAGGAAGUGGUGAAGCUUCCUGAUGCUGGUAUAAUUUACCCGAUUUCAGAUACUGGUUGGGUAAGUCCAGUGAAGACUGUUCCGAAGAAGGGAGGCGUCACUGCGGUCCACAACGAAAAAAAUGAACUAAUUCCGACCAAAAUUAUUACUGGUUGGAGGACGUGUGUGGAUCACCGGAGGGUUCACAAGCUGGAAAGUCUAAGAAAAAAAUUGGCGGUACCAAAAAGGGCUAAGACUUCUGCUUCUGCGUCUUUUGAUGAUUUUCAGUUUGCUUAUGCACCAAUGCAUCCAGUGCCACCAGUUCUUCCAUUUGUUGAGUCAUCCCAUGCUGCUGAGGGAGAUGACACAGAGGAUUGA